AUGGCGUUGCGCCGUCCGCCGGGUUACAGCCCGGCACCUACCGAGGUGACGUAUCUCUCUGCAGACUCUUCCGACGAUGCCAUCGACAUCAUGAGCGUCGAGCCCGGGGGUAUGUACGACAUACUAUUCAGCCGACCUCGAGCUCCCAACUUGUGGGAGACUGGGAGCGCCCUGCACCAGCUCGACCACCGACUCCGGUUCCCGCUCCUGCUGCAGUUCCCGCUCCAAGACCUGCUGCAGUUCCAAUUGCAAUACCUCGUGGGGGAGGCUGGGUUCCCAUUACCGCUCCGAGGCCCGAUCCAGCAGCGCAGCCUGCUCCACAACCAGCUGCCGCUCCAAGGCCUGCUCCAGCUCCCGCUCCGAGACCUGAUGCAGUUCCCAUUGUAA
This is a messenger RNA of Anthostomella pinea, 387 nucleotides long. NCBI's taxonomy places the organism in Eukaryota, Fungi, Ascomycota, Sordariomycetes, Xylariales, Xylariaceae. The record is from the annotation of a GenBank genome assembly.